AUGAAGGGCGUCAUGGAGUCAGCGGGAGGAGUUGUCGGUGCUGCUGGUGGUGCUGCUGCUGGUGCUUCUGGUGCUGCUGCUGGUGCUACUGCUGGUGCUGCUGGUGCUGCUGCUGGUGCUGCUGCUGGUGCUGCUGCUGGUGCUGCUGCUGGUGCUGCUGCUGGUGCUGCUGCUGGUGCUGCUGCUGGUGCUGCUGCUGCUGCUGCUGCUGUUGUUGUUGUUGUUGUGGUCAAGGCGGUUUCUGCUUGCUGA
Molecule: messenger RNA, 252 nt
Organism: Paracoccidioides brasiliensis Pb18
Exons: 2
Coding region: 1-252 (83 amino acids)
Source: RefSeq, a predicted model, not a curated record